Sclerotinia sclerotiorum 1980 UF-70 is the source of this 1980-nucleotide messenger RNA. RefSeq lists its product as hypothetical. Gene Ontology annotation, biological process: transmembrane transport; monoatomic ion transport. The coding region runs from base 1 to 1980 and encodes 659 amino acids. The transcript has 5 exons. Gene Ontology annotation, cellular component: membrane. Gene Ontology annotation, molecular function: monoatomic ion channel activity. The record is from RefSeq and is a predicted model, not a curated record. NCBI's taxonomy places the organism in Eukaryota, Fungi, Ascomycota, Leotiomycetes, Helotiales, Sclerotiniaceae.
AUGGUUCAAUGGAGGAGGUUGUUUGGUUUGGAUGCAAGCUCAGAUCAGCAUCUUUGGCGCGAUGAAGCUCGUCGUCUUCUUCCCUCAUACCAUGAAGAUGAAAUCCCCAGCGCAAUCCCACCUCUCGAAGUAACCAAAACCGCUCUCCGUCUUCGCUACCUCAUCGAAGAGACUGUGCCAUGUGAACUUGAAGAAGCAAAUGUCGUCUGCGCGCAUUCAAAAAUUAUCACUAGAAAGGUUAUUACGGCAGCGAAGGAAGCUGGUGGGAAGGAGUAUGGUGCCUGUGUGGUUUAUGCGCUGUUGGUUUGCAAGAGGUGGUUUAAGAAGCAAGCAAUGUUGGAGUUGUGGGAUGCGGAUCUGCAUAAUGUGAGAGCUGUGGCUUGUGAAGUUAUUGCGAAACAAUUGAUUGAAACGGAAGAAAAUCAGGAAUACCUUUUACAGAAUGUGCUACUGAAGAGAUACUCGAUAUUGGUAGAUGGUGAACGGACUACACCUGCGAAUGUUAUCGAAAGAGCGGUGGAUCUUCAUGCUCUACGUGUUACUGGCUCUUCUGGAUAUCAGAAAUGCGUCAAUUAUCUCUGGAGAGGAUGGCUCGUACAAGAUGAGAAUGAUCCUUCUCAGUUUGUCGAUUACAAGCAGAAAGAUAAUACACAUUACUGGACUCAUGUUGAUCCAGACCGUAUGCGCGCACCAAUAUACCAGAAUGCGACUCAAAUCAUCUUCUCCUUGAUGUACCUGGCUCUUUAUACCGGUGCCAUCAAUACAGUCAAUCCAAAAGGAGAUCUGGACAUUGUAGAAAUUAUUCUUUAUACCUUCACGGCAGGUUUUAUCUGUGAUGAGUUCAGCAAGUUUUGGAAGGUUGGAAGAAAUUAUAUUGGAUUCUGGAAUGUUUUCAAUGUAAUUCUUUACGCGCUUCUGACUACAAGUUUGGUGAUGAGGAUUAUUGCCCUGGGUCAUCCACAAGAAGAAGACAGGGAUGGGGAGAGACAGAAGUACAAUCAGCUUAGUUAUAAUUUCUUGGCUUUCUCCGCUCCAAUGUUCUGGAUGAGAUUAUUACUUUAUCUUGACUCCAUUCGCUUCUUUGGCGCUAUGCUCGUCGUUAUCAAAGUUAUGAUGAAAGAAUCUCUCAUCUUCUUCGCUCUGCUAUUUUUCAUCAUCGUUGGUUUCUUACAAGCAUUCAUUGGUAUGGACAUGGCCGAUUCUCAUGUCGACUCUGCUGCAUUCAUUCUUCAAGCCAUGGCCAAUGCUGUAAUGCAAUCUCCAGACUUCUCCGGCUUUGAUAACUUCGCUCCACCUUUCGGUAUUAUCCUUUAUUAUAUCUUCACAUUCCUCAUCAUGGUCGUUCUUCUCAAUAUUCUCAUUGCGCUUUAUAACUCGGCUUAUGAGGAUAUUACGGAUAAUGCCAUUGAUGAAUACAUGGCACUCUUCUCUCAAAAGACCAUGCAGUUCGUCCGAGCCCCUGACGAAAAUGUCUUUAUCGCACCCACCAACCUCAUUGAAAUCUUUUUUCUUAUCCUUCCAUGCGAAUGGUGGAUGCCAAGAGAACAAUAUGCAAAGCUCAAUGAUUAUGUCAUGGCAGUUAUCUAUUCACCAUUGUUGUUAAUAGCAGCAUGGUUCGAACGGAGAAGCGCAAUCAAGGUUAACGGCAAUAGGCGACGUGGUGAGGAAGAUGAUGACACAGUGGAGGAAUGGGAACAAUUAUCUGGCGAAGUAGAUUUUGAGGGAGAAGGUUGGGAAAAGACUGUAAAGAGCGUUAAACCAAAUGUUGAGUUUGAUGAAGCGACGGUGGAGGUCAGAGAGUUGAGAAAGGAAGUCGCGGAGUUGAAGGAGUUGCUGAUUACGUUGGUGAAGGAGAAGGAGAAGGAGAAGGAGAAGGAGAAGGAGAAGGAGAAGGAGAAGGAGAAGGAGAAGGAGAAGGAGAAGGAGAAGGAGGGAGGUGGUAGUGGAAGUCGUAAUGGAAAGGGAAAGGGUGCAAAGUAG